Messenger RNA from Vanrija pseudolonga, 1581 nucleotides. RefSeq names its product Protein priB. Gene Ontology annotation, biological process: regulation of DNA-templated transcription. Gene Ontology annotation, molecular function: transcription cis-regulatory region binding; DNA-binding transcription factor activity, RNA polymerase II-specific. Gene Ontology annotation, cellular component: nucleus. NCBI's taxonomy places the organism in Eukaryota, Fungi, Basidiomycota, Tremellomycetes, Trichosporonales, Trichosporonaceae. The record is from RefSeq and is a predicted model, not a curated record. The coding region runs from base 1 to 1581 and encodes 526 amino acids. The transcript is spliced from 6 exons.
AUGGGUAUGAACCGUCCCCCACCACACCAGGCAAGUAUCCUCGGGCUUAAUCCUUGGACUGUCCCGCCCCCGCAGUCAGCGGGGUGGUCGAGCAGCGGCGGCGGUGGGAGCAGUGCCGCCGGCGUGCCUGCGUCCCACAUUAUCCACGCGUCGCCCGACGGUCUGCAGCAUCCCAUGAGCGUCGGGAGCCUCGAUAGUGUCACGUCUCCCCCCCUUGGUUUUCCGACGCGUCCCCGCCUCCGCCCAUCAACCACCCUCGUCGACUACCUCGAGCCCCACCUGGGCGCCGAGGACAGCCGGCCCAUCACCCCUCAGCACGGCGUGACCGAGUCACCCCACACCCUCGACACGGACCGCGGCCACGAGUCGACACUUAACUUUGGCGUUGUCGUCAGCCCCAUCGGCUCGGGCCUCGUCUCGGAGAACGAAGCAAAGUAUCUUUAUCAGCAGUUUCUAGAUCGCGUGAGCCUCACGAGCGGCAUGUUCGACCCUCAGUACCACACGUAUGCGCGUGUGAGUGGGUGGAUGCCGCUCUUCACGGCGUGCAUUUAUGCGGCGUCGCGGUACUUUCGCCCCGCGCUCUCCGACCAGCUUUUUGUGCUGGCCAGCAACAAUAUUUCCAAAAAGGUCCAGAACGGCGAUGUCGACGUCCCCCUCAUUCAAGCCCUCCUCGUCCUCGUCACCUGGAAGGCACCCAGCGACCGCACGUCGUACAUCAAACUCGGGCUGGCCGUCAGGCUCAUGUUCCAGCUCCGCCUCGAGUUCCCGGCCGAAGUGGUCCCUCUCACGUCGUCAGACGACGAGUCACGCCGCCUGGUCGAUGCCGAGAGAACCGUGUGCAGGCUCGAUCUGUCUUACUCCCUCAUGUUCCAGCUUCCCGCGGGGUGUCACCCCUCGAUGCUGCCGACUGAGGCUCAGCUCGAGCGAUGGGCCGAUAGCCACAAGAGCCACAAGGUCCCCGGUGACGCGUUCAAGCCAUUCCUCUCAAGCUUGUGGGAGUACCACGAAGACACGGCGACAUAUCCGCGCACCAACCUUGAUCUCAAACACGCCCCGUGGACAUGGGAGGCCAAGGAACGCCGGAUGUACGAGAACCUCGACAAGAUGAGAAAGAACCCCGAGAUCCAAGGCGUCCUGCGCAUCUCUGGAGAAAUUCUUGGCAGAGUACAGAUUCUCAAGAUCGUGGCCAUUGGACUGCUGCAACACGGCAACCAGGCGCGUGGCAGGGCCGCCCACAUCCUCUCCCUCACCGAGGACGUCAGCGUGUUUAUCAAGCAGCUCUUCGAGACUGGCGACAUUAUUUUCUGGUCCGAUCUCUGGAGCUACGCCCUUCUUCUACCCGGCCUCCUCCUCCACUGUGCUCGCCACCUCUUCGGACCGGACGAAGUGGCGCGCGCCAAAGUCUUCUGCAAUGAAAUGUGGCGCGUGUUUGACCAAGUCCCGCGCGAGUUCGGCGACCAUCCGCUCAGGUACAUUGAGCGUAGUUAUCGGAGGCUGUAUGGGGCGUUUUACAGGCUUCAGAAGGGCGGCGAGGAGCCACAGAGCGAAGAAGCGGGCAGUGGCCCGCUCUCGGCCCCGUAA